Molecule: messenger RNA, 1290 nt
Organism: Camellia sinensis
Lineage: Eukaryota; Viridiplantae; Streptophyta; Magnoliopsida; Ericales; Theaceae
Source: RefSeq, a predicted model, not a curated record
AUGUAUGCUCUCCAAGAAGAAGAAGAUGUUGAUAACCCAUCAAUAAUUCAAGGUAUGUUAAUCCUUAUGAAUUCUUGGGUUAAAGUAUUAUUUGAUUCUGGAGCUUCAUAUUCUUUUAUAUCCACUGCAUGUGUGACAAGUUUAGGUCUAGAGCCAGAGAUACUAGGGAUAGCUAUGAGUAUCGCUUCACCCUUAGGAGCUCAAACCCAAGUAAAUCUAGUAUGUAAAUCUUGCGAGCUACAAAUCUCCGGUUCACAUUUGAUCUGUGAUCUAAGACUUAUGGAUAUGUCUGAUUUUGACGUCAUCCUAGGAAUGGACUGGUUGUCAGUUCAUCGAGCCAUUAUUGAUUGUUACUGUAAGACAGUGACAGCAUCCUCCCUUAACGGCAUGAAAGUUCAAUUUAAAGUGGAUAGACAAGAUUCUCUAACUCCAACGUGUCGCAAGUCGCGAUGGCAUGAUCAACUAACUGGAUGGUUGGCGAGCCUAAUUUUGGAAGACAAAAAUCGAGAGGAUCCAGGAUUACCCCAUGUGGUGUGCGAAUACGUUGAUGUUUUCCCUGAUGAAUUAUCGGGAUUACCCCCAAAACGAGACGUAAAUUUCACGAUUGAGCUUCAACCUGGGACUUCGCUGAUUUCAAUAGCACCACAUCGUAUGGCGCUAGCUGAACUUCGAGAAUUGAAGGAGCAGUUGCAAGAUCUCUUGAAUAAAAGGUUCAUCAGACCAAUAUUCAUUGACGAUAUUUUGAUAUACUCACGAUCAGAGGAAGACCAUGAGCAACAUCUGAGAACCGUUUUGCAAAUUCUAAGAGAAAGCCAAUUGUAUGCUAAAGCUAGCAAAUGUGAAUUUUGGCUGAAGGAAGUAAAGUUCUUAGGUCAUGUUGUGUCUGAAUCAGGGAUAUCAGUGGAUCCUGCUAAAGUAGAAGCAGAUUUCUCCAAAUUAGCCAAGCCGAUGACACGCCUAACGCAAAAAGGAGUAAAGUUUGAAUGGAACGAAGCGUGUGAGCAGUCAUUUCAAGAACUCAAGAAGAGACUGACAAGCGCUCCCAUAUUAAUCAUACCCGAACACGACGUUGGGUACACUGUUUACUGUGAUGCCUCUAAAGAAGGGUUAGGCAGUGUGUUAAUGCAAAACGGGAAGGUGGUGGCUUACGGAUCAAGACAAUUGAAGAAUCAUGAGAAAAAUUAUCCUACUCACGAUCUGGAGUUGGCAGCUGUGGUCAUACACUUAAGACUUGGCGACAUUACCUUUAUGGCGAAAAAUUUGAGAUAUUUACAGAUCACAAAAGCUUGA